AUGCCUCCCAAAUCUAUCUUUCGACAGUCCGGCGCACAACACUUCCAGCUGGUCCAUCGCUCUCAGCGAGAUCCAUUGAUCCAUGAUCCGGAGGCCAGCACACAUGUCUUGAAGGCAUUCGAGCGCGGUAAUGCCGCAAAGGGAAAGUCAAGGGCAGAGCUCGAACGAGUACUUUCGCCCUCCGAUCUCGCUCACGACGCCGAGCGAGCAAAUAUCGGCGAGGCGGCAUUAUACGGUGUCUACUAUGACGAUACAACCUAUGACUACAUGCAACACUUGCGGCCGGUCGGUGUGCAGGAAGAUGGCGUCGACAGCAUACUUAUCGAGGCUCCGUCGAAGCCUGCAGGGAAGGGAAAAUCAAAACAAUCCAUUACAUUAGUCGACCUACCUCCGGAAGUACUUCCAUCCACCUCCGAACUCCCGCGAAAUUACGAAUCGAAUAUUCCGUCGUCGAUAGCGGGUUUUCAGCCAGACUUAGACCCUCAUUUACGUCAGGCACUGCAGGCACUGGAGGAUGAUGCGUUCGUGGACGACGAUCUAGACGACGACUUCUUCGGAGAAUUGGUGGCGGAGGGCGAGUUGCCCCUAGAUGCCCACCUCGAAUUUGAGUUUCGUGAGGAUGGGUUUGAAUAUGAAUCAUCCAACGGCCGGACAGAGAGUGCAGCAGACAAAGAUGAUGAGGGCUGGGAAGCACGUUUCGCGCGAUUUAAACAAGCACAGAAGGUGACGUCCUCAGAGAGCUCUGACGUAGAUGCAUAUUCGGAAGGAGAGGACACUGUCGGUACAUUGCCUCGGCUGCCAGUAAUUGGAGGCAAGCGAAGACGUAAAGGCUCGUCGGAUGCCUCGGGAUAUAGUAUGAGCAGCUCAUCAAUGUUCCGUAACGAGGGAUUGACUACACUUGAUGAGAAGUUUGACAAGAUUCAAAAGGAGUAUGACUCGGACUCCGACCCUGAUGGGAACGAUGCAUCUGAAGCUUCUGACGAAGCACCUGAGCUAAUUACCUCCCGCGAGGAUUUCGACACCAUUAUGAAUGAAUUUCUCGACAACUAUGAGAUUCUAGGUGGGAAAAUGCGCCCAAUACUCGCAGGCGAGACUGCUACAGACAAACUCGAUACCAUGCGAAAAGCUCUUGGCGCGGUGCACCUUCGUGAUUUAGGCGAAGACAGCGAGGAGGAGGAUAUUUUGAUGCCCUCAGACGUUGACGCCAAGAAGGAUAGGUGGGACUGUGAAACAAUAUUGACGACCUACAGUAAUCUUGAGAAUCAUCCUCGGCUGAUCAGAGCCCGUCAAGAGAAACCUGUACCCAAAAUCCGGCUCGACCCCAAGACAGGGCUUCCUGUAAUUGAGGGAAAAUCACACCCUCAGGCAAAGAGCUCAGAUACCGCAUCGGACUCUGACAUGGAGGAUGGAUGCCGUGCGUAUUUCGGAUUUUACUUUGUGUUAUCGAAAGCCAACUGCCGCUAUGCAGCUACGAGAGUGACGAUUAUCCGAUCCAAAAAUGAGUCGAAGGAGGACAAGAAGGCACGCAAGCAAGCUGUUAAAGCCGAGCGACAGUCACGGCGCCUUGACAAGAAAGCAACGAAGGAGCAGUUCAGCGCGGAGGCGAAGAGGCACAACAUAACACUUGCUCACAGGGAGAGGAUGAAACCAAGAAAGCUGUGA
Fibroporia radiculosa is the source of this 1662-nucleotide messenger RNA. RefSeq lists its product as uncharacterized. The transcript is spliced from 4 exons. Gene Ontology annotation, cellular component: nucleus; cytosol; preribosome, small subunit precursor. Bases 1 to 1662 code for a protein of 553 amino acids. Gene Ontology annotation, biological process: ribosomal small subunit export from nucleus; ribosomal small subunit biogenesis. NCBI's taxonomy places the organism in Eukaryota, Fungi, Basidiomycota, Agaricomycetes, Polyporales, Fibroporiaceae. The record is from RefSeq and is a predicted model, not a curated record.